Molecule: messenger RNA, 1297 nt
Organism: Hevea brasiliensis (rubber tree)
Lineage: Eukaryota; Viridiplantae; Streptophyta; Magnoliopsida; Malpighiales; Euphorbiaceae
Exons: 9
Coding region: 113-1114 (333 amino acids)
Source: RefSeq, a predicted model, not a curated record
GUUCUUGGCGGGCUGACUCCGUGGGAGAUAUACGGCCACAAAAUCCAACUGCUUUUACCUCCCUCUCGUUUCCUGUGGACACGACCAUUGCUUGCUUCCUGCUCAUGCCUUCAUGGCUUGCAAGCUCUUCUUCACUCCCAUUCCUGACUUUCCCCUCGCACGUAGAAAAUUUUCCAAGUUCCCGCAAAGAAUUUCACUGAAUAUCUCUCCUGGGUAUUGCUCUUUCAAGUUCCUUUCAAGCUCCAGAAGAGUAUUUUCGUCUUCAUUAGUUGUUCACGCUGCGAAAGAAGAAGUGAUUCAAUCACCAAAUUCAGUUUCUACCCUUGAUUCUAAAACUACCCUUCCUUCAUCCUCCAAGCUCGUUCUUGUUGUUGGCGGUACUGGCGGUGUUGGGCAGUUGGUAGUGGCAUCAUUGCUUGACCGGAAUAUUAAGUCACGCUUAUUACUACGAGAUCCUGAAAAAGCAACUGCACUGUUUGGCAAACAAGAUGAGGAGACAUUGCAGGUACUUAAAGGGGACACUCGGAAUCCAGAGGAUCUAGAUCCAUCAAUAUCUGAGGGAGUCACACAUGUGAUAUGCUGCACUGGAACAACAGCCUUUCCUUCAAAGCGAUGGGAUGGAGAUAAUACACCAGAAAGAGUAGAUUGGGAGGGUGUGAGAAAUCUCGUUUCUGCAUUGCCUUUGUCAUUGAAGAGAAUCAUUCUUGUUUCAUCAGUUGGUGUAACCAAGUUCAAUGAAUUGCCUUGGAGCAUUAUGAAUCUCUUUGGUGUUCUCAAGUAUAAGAAGAUGGGGGAGGAUUUUGUUCGUCAGUCUGGUCUUCCAUUCACCAUCAUUAGACCUGGUAGAUUAACAGAUGGACCUUACACAUCAUAUGAUCUAAAUACCCUGCUCAAAGCUACUGCUGGGCAACGGCAUGCAGUUCUUAUUGAUCAAGGUGAUAAACUUGUGGGAGAGGUAAGCAGACUUGUAGUCGCUGAAGCUUGCAUUCAGGCAUUGGACAUAGAAUUUACUGAAGGUCAAAUUUAUGAAAUCAACUCAGUUGAGGGUGAUGGCCCUGGCAGUGAUCCUCGGAAGUGGCGAGAUCUAUUCAAAGCUGCUGAAGCCCAAGAUUGAGUAUUAUACUAAACAGAGAAUAAACUUCAUAAACUUUGAAGCAGUUAUAAUGGAUUUUCCUUUCAGUGUUUAAGUCUUGUAUGUAUCGCGUAUGUAUAUAUAUGAGUUUUAACAGCUUUCACAUACUCUGGAUCUCUCUGUAUUUGUUUCAGUAAAGUUUGCAGGAUAAGCAUUACAAACCAA